Messenger RNA from Chondrus crispus (carragheen), 225 nucleotides. RefSeq lists its product as hypothetical. The transcript has a single exon. The record is from RefSeq and is a predicted model, not a curated record. Bases 1 to 225 code for a protein of 74 amino acids. Lineage: Eukaryota; Rhodophyta; Florideophyceae; Gigartinales; Gigartinaceae.
AUGACCACCGACGAGGUCAAACACAUCAUCGAAAACGGCAUUCCCGGCGCCAAGGCUGAGGUCAAAGAUCUCACGGGCACCGGCGACCAUUUUCAAGCUGACGUCGUCUCAGCCGCUUUCGAGGGGCUGACGAUGAUCAAGCAACACAAGAUGGUCUACGAGGCACUCGGCGACCUUAUGAAGGGCCCGAUUCACGCGCUCAAGCUGGCGACCCGGAAAGAGUAA